UAUAGGAAGACCAAGUCUGUUGAUCUUGACGGCCUCAAGCAAGAUAUCGCGAAGUCAAGGCUGUGUUGUCCAUCCUCUUGUGAAGAUUUUGACAAGUUUGUACAAAGUUACAACUACACCCUAAGCAGUAUACUAGAUCGCCAUGCGCCACUGAAAUCAAAAGUAAUGAGGUCAAGGCCCCAGGUCCCCUGGUACAGCCAAGAAAUUGCCGAGGCGAAAAGAGAGUGACGCAAGGCUGAGCAAACGUGGAGAAAGACAAAGUCCGCUGAAGACCUGCUGUUGUUCAAGAGAUUACAAAAUCAAGUUAACCGGGCACGGAGAAAUUUUUACGUGGGCUUUGUAAAGGAACAAGAUGGUGAUCAGCGAAAACUUUUCAGGGCAACAAAGGCACUCCUUAUGCCGAAGGAUGAAAUCUGUUUCCCCAAUUGUCAUGAUGUGGCUCUGGCAAAUGACAUUGUCCGCUAUUUCCAUCGUAAGAUCCUUAAUAUCCGUAAUGAACUAGACGGUACCGAUGUUACCCAGAGAGAUGUGGUGACCUGAUUGACGACCCUGUUUUCAGCUCAAAUCUCGAACCACCACGUGGUUUCAAGGAACAGACAGAGAAGGAUGUAUACCAGCUCAUUUAGGCUUCAGCUAAGAAAAGCUGUAUGCUCGAUCCUUUGCCAAAUUCUGUCUUACUGGGCAGCCUUGAAGAACUCCUUCCAAUAAUAAUGUGGUCCCCCCAAAAAGAAUCCUUCCCCCAUCCCCGCCCCCCUAAUCAUCACAUGCCAGUCCGACCAGAUUGUAAGAUCCACACCUCGAAUCGACUGCUAUUUCUCUGAUCAUGCACCAGUGUUGUGUCAUCUUCAUUCAAUAAAGCCUUCUUUCUCCACCAGGACUCUCUCGUAUAGGAAAAUAAAACUAGUGAACGUGGAUUCCCUGAAUGAUGACCGAGCUAAUUCUGAGCUGUGUAAAAAUCCACCGGACGACCUCGAGGAACUUCUUUUGUCCUAUAACAAAACCCUAAUAGCUGUGCUGGACAAACGAUUGUUAUGCGUCCGCAAGUUCCAUGGUACACAGACGAAAUCAGACAAGCCAAGAGAGAGCGACGGAAAGCUGAAAGAAGAUGGAGAUUGUCGAAACUUUAUUACAACCUGGCUGUAUUUAAAGUUAAGCGCAAUGCUGUCUACAAUCUUAUGAACAAAGCACGACAGGCAUUUUACGCUAAACUUAUCGAGGAUAACAGCUGUAAUCAGCGAAAGUUGUUUCGUGUUAGUAAACGCCUGUUUAAUCAGUCGCAGGGUGAUGAGUUACCUCUGAAUCUGCACGCCCACACUUUUGCAAACGAAGUUGGAAAGUAUUUUGUGUCAAAGAUU
Messenger RNA from Pocillopora meandrina, 1355 nucleotides. Lineage: Eukaryota; Metazoa; Cnidaria; Anthozoa; Scleractinia; Pocilloporidae. The record is from the annotation of a GenBank genome assembly.